AUAGCAUGUUUAAGAAGCAAAGCGACCUCUGCUGGCUGUUAUUUUAUCCAUUGUGGUGUUAUAACUUAUAACUGCCAACAAUCAAAGCACUGUCGGUUGUGUUAUCUUAAAUUUUGCUCCUUUAUUUUAAUAUUUGCCUCGAUUUUACCAAGCUAUGGCCACCCUUUCUUAAAUCUAAAGUCUAUUGGUCGAUUUCACUUUGCUUGUGUAUUUAUAUCACUACUCUUCUAUGGCUAUUAGCCUUUGGCUUCUCCUAGCUAUCAUAGAUUGUCAAUUUACAUGGUAGGAGAACAAGUUUUGAACCACCCCCAUUUGAUAAUUUCCUCAUAUUCAAUGCUUUGCUAAUUGAUUUCUUGCUUUUCUUUUAUUUUCUCCAAUGAGGAGUGAGGGGAGGAUGUUGUCGUUGGGACCUCGGUUUUGGGGUGAGUUUUCUAGUUUUCUUGUUUCAUGGUUCAAUAAAGGAAGGUUUGUUGUUAGUUUGUUUCAAGUUCCUAUGAAAAUGCCACUGAAGAAGGUGAAUCUUGGUUCAAGAGUUCAAGAGAUUGUGGAGGAGGAGGAGGAGGAGCCUUCUCCUUCUCUUCUGGAUUUGCCUGAGUUGGCUUUGGAACGCAUCCUCGAGAGGCUUUCACCUGCUGGAUUGGGCAGCAUGGCUGGAGUUUGUAGCUCUUUAAGGGAUAGGUGUAGAAGCGAUCACUUAUGGGAGAAACACUUGAAGCAGAAAUGGGGUAGAGUGAUUGGUGAGUCUGCUUAUAAGGAAUGGCAAUGGCAUAUAGCCUCAAGUAAGAGGCCGAGCCUUUUAGAUCAAAGAAAUCAAAAGGGUUUCAUGGGAUCUCUUAUUAGUAUGUGGCCUUUUUGUUGGUUUAAACCCAAGUGUGAAAGUAGAAGCAAGCCAGCAACUUGUUUACCAGUUGAUUCAAUCAUGGCUUUGUAUCUCUCUCUUGAAAGUGGCAAGUUUUGGUUUCCAGCUCAGGUUUAUAACCGUGAGAACGGACAUGUUGGAUUUAUGCUGUCAUGUUAUGAUGCACAACUCAGCUAUGAUUCCAAGACAGACACCUUUCAGGCAAGGUAUUCUCCUUUUGCGCGGCAAACAAUAGAGCAAAGCAUACACUGGGAAAGGCUAAGAGCACCACCAGUUGAUACUCCUGCACAUGUUCUUCAUACUUCUGAUUGUUUGAAUUACUUGAAACCCGGUGAUCACAUCGAGAUCCAAUGGAGGAGAAGCAAAGAAUUCCCUUAUGGUUGGUGGUAUGCUGUUGUGGGGCAUCAGGAAUUAUGUGAUGGGAAUGAGAAUCGAUGCCGUUGUCGACACAACGAUACAGUAGUGCUGGAGUUCAGGCAAUACACUCCUGGAUCUCGAUGGAGACAGACGAUAAUAAACAGGAAGGACCACAGGGAAGUAGGAAACGAAGCUGAUGGUUUUUAUGGAGGAAUUAGAAAGCUUUGCAAGGCUGAAGAAAUCUCAAAAUGGAAGCAGCUAUGGCCGAACCAAAUCGUUGAUUAGUAUGGUUUUUAUGGACCCUUUCCCUUCCACUCUCACAACAUCCCCGUGUACAUAGCUCCCUUCUUUUUUACUCUCUUGGUUUAUGAUUUAGAGAGUUCAAAGUCAUAGAAAUGCUCCUAGAAAGUUGAACGUUAGGCUUCGGAGUUUUUGCGAAGCUUGCCACGGUCUAAGAAUAGUGUAGCCUUAUGUGUAUAAUAAUUUUGUAAGGAAUAUAUAUAUACACAUCACUAAUGAGUCUUGUGCGGGGAAAAUUUGAUCAGUUUUCUGUUCUCAGUUGAUACA
Populus nigra (black poplar) is the source of this 1783-nucleotide messenger RNA. RefSeq names its product F-box protein At2g26850-like. The coding region runs from base 377 to 1501 and encodes 374 amino acids. Lineage: Eukaryota; Viridiplantae; Streptophyta; Magnoliopsida; Malpighiales; Salicaceae. The record is from RefSeq and is a predicted model, not a curated record. Gene Ontology annotation, molecular function: protein binding. The transcript is spliced from 5 exons.